Rhipicephalus sanguineus (brown dog tick) is the source of this 4043-nucleotide messenger RNA. RefSeq names its product trifunctional nucleotide phosphoesterase protein YfkN. The record is from RefSeq and is a predicted model, not a curated record. The transcript is spliced from 15 exons. Gene Ontology annotation, biological process: nucleotide catabolic process. Gene Ontology annotation, molecular function: hydrolase activity. NCBI's taxonomy places the organism in Eukaryota, Metazoa, Arthropoda, Arachnida, Ixodida, Ixodidae.
CUCCUGCGCCGCAGUUCGCUUGCCAUGUGCUGCUGGGAAAGCUGCACAGCCUUCCUUUGAAGGGUGGUGAUGAUGUCUGGCUGGUGCUAGCUGCUCAAGCAGCUGGAAACACAGGCAUACAAUGCCAGAGGAAGGUGAAGUGGUCACUGUGCUGCACUUCAACGACUGCUACAAUGUGGAGGAGCAGCAUGGUGAACCCGUUGGUGGGGCCACCCGCUUUUGUACUGCCCUCAAAAGUUUUGUUAGCCUGAACCCACUGAUCCUGUUCAGUGGUGACGUGCUGGCUCCAUCCAUCAUGAGCACAUUCACCAAAGGCGAGCAGAUGGUACCCGUCCUAAAUUGCUGCAAAGUUGACUGCGCUGUCUAUGGAAACCAUGAUUUUGAUUUUGGCGUAGACAAUUUGACAGAGUUUGCAAAACAGACCAAAUUUCCUUGGCUGAUGUCCAAUGUAAUAGACAAUGAAACUGGAAAACUGCUGGCUGAUGGUGAGGAAUUUCGAAUCCUGGAGCGGUCGGGCAAAAAGAUUGGGUUGAUAGGACUUGUUGAGGAAGAAUGGCUUGCAACACUUGCAACUAUUGACCCAGAGGAUGUUGAAUACAAGGACUUCGUCACUGAAGGCCGAAGGCUGGCAAGAUUUUUAAAGCAGAAGGCAUGAGUAGACUAUGUUAUAGCUUUAACCCACAUGAGAACUCCCAAUGACUGCCGCUUGGCAGCCAAUGUUGAUGAGGUAGACCUUAUCCUAGGAGGCCAUGACCAUGUGUAUGAAGUCAAAAAAGUGAAUGGAAAAAACAUUGUCAAGAGUGGAACAGACUUUCGACAGUUCUCACGCGUCACCCUCACAUUCACUGCAUCGGGAGUGACAGUAGAUGUUGCUGAAGUUAAUGUCACAUCUGACUUUGCUGAAGACCCAGAGCUCAGGGAACUUCUUUCCAAGUAUAAAGAUGUUGUGCAAGGAAAAAUGGAUGAAGUGAUUGGGCAUUUUGCAGUUGAUUUGGAUGGUCGAUUUAGCAGCAUCAGAACGUCGGAGACAAAUUUAGGGAAUUUCAUCUGUGAUGUUAUGCUAUCAGCAACUCAUUCUGACCUGGCUAUCCUCAACUCUGGCACAUUGCGGUCAGAUCGAAUUCAUCGGAAGGGGGCCUUCACUAUGCGUGAUCUGGUCACCGUCCUGCCCAUGAUGGACUCACUGAUUGUGCUUAGUGCUACUGGAGACCAAAUUUUGCAAGCUUUGGAGAAUGGUGUUUCUCAGUACCCCAAGCUUGAAGGUCGCUUUCCUCAGGUAUCGGGAGUCAGCUUUGCCUUUGACCCCAAGAAGCCACCUGGCCAACGAAUAGAUCCGCAGUUUGUGCGAAUAGGUGAUGAACCUCUGGACAAAAAUCAGAAAUAUAGAUUGGUUACAAAGAACUAUCUGGCUCAGGGAAAAGAUGGCUAUGAUGUGUUCAAGGAGUGUGAGGUCUUGUUGAGAGAGGAUGAAAGCCCUGAAUUGUGCACAGCGGUACAGAAUCACUUCCAAGCAGUCCGCAUCCUCACUGGUGUUGCCCACCCUCGCACACACCACCGCCAGAGUUUGGUCUGCUUGUCUCGACGACACAGUCUGGUGCGAACUUGUGAAGACGUCACCACGAAGCCGCCGUUGAAGCGAGGUCUCAGCCUUGAUGCAUCAGCAAGAAGGGGGCUGUUUCGCCAGCGGCAAACUUCGCUUGAAGACGUUGAGCACGAGACAUGCAAAAUGGAGCCGAAGGUUGAGAAUCGCAUAGUCAUCUUGACAGAAGAAGUUGUGAAGAAGUUCUGGGAAGACAGCGAUUUGCAUCCAUUGCGUCUUGUUGAGGAAGUGAUUGAAGAAGAGCCUUCGACGGGGAGCUUUGAGAAGAACUAGCAGACAUGAAUUUUGGUUCACUUGUGUUCCCUCCAGUCCAGAGUUUACACUUUCUGCACAGCUUAAGAUAUAGCAGAAUUUUGGAAGUUUGAAUACGUAUCUUUUGGCACUGGUGCAUUUGCCUAGGUUGCAAGCAAGGCCUUUCAGCACUUUGUCACUUUAAAUUCGUCGUAAGGCAACUGAGCCUCAUGCAUCACAAGGCAAGAAUAAGCUGUAAUCAGAUGCAGAUGUCUUGGCUUUGCUUUACACUACUUUGUAAACGAUGGCAGACAAAAAAUACUGUAUGUACUUUGUCAUCCUCGUAAACCUUAAUACUGCUAUGUUCACAAGUAUUGUCAAUAAUGAUCCAGACAUUCCUCUAAGUCUAAAAACAAUGCCCUUGAUUUACAGAAAAGUAAAUAAAAAGGAAUGGGGGAGAGUUAUAUAAAAUAUAAAAAGGAAUGGGGGAGAGUUAAAUCAUAGAGCCAAUUCAUACUUUAAUAAUAUAUUACCUCAAUGAGGUGAGGAGGAUAAAGGUGUGCUUACUCGUACAUAAGCUGUAUACUGGUUUCACUUAUUGCUUUUAUUUUCUUUCAGUUAUUUAACAGUGGUAAAUUGAUUAAGCAGUUGAACUUUGGCUUUCCUGUAUCAUUUAGUUCGUUGAGAAUCUCUUAAUAUUUUAUUAUAAUUUUAACCUCCAUCAUUGUACUAUUCUCUUCAUCAAUGCAUUUUCAUUGAAAGCUGCCCGACACACUCACCAGGAGAACAAAAUUUAUAGCAUAUGUGUGUUGGUUUGAACAUACAAAUAUGGCCACGGUGGUAGUAAACAAAAGAUCUGUUGUCUAGAAACACUGCCCCAGAGAUUGUGUGCAUUUUGUCUGUUGGUUGCAUCUUAAGCUACACCAUGGAAGAUCCUGUGUGGCAACAACGUGGUUGUUGCGCUUCUAAUAUUCUAGACAAUAGGCAGGAUAAACAGAAAAAGAAAGAACAUGGCUGAAUAUAUUGAGUCUAUGCAAGUGAGUUGCACAAAUUCUAGGUUGUGAAAGUGUUCCAAGUAUUUGUUUUCUUAUUUGCGCUGCCUGUGCAACAAAAUUUUUCUUGAUGCCAAGUUGUGUAAUGCAGGGUAUACACUUUGCACCAGUGCGGUGUUCGUGGCAGUUGCCAUUGUAGCUUGAAGAACACGAGCACAACUGUCAGUAUAAUAUUGUGUAGCAACGACAGAGAUGCUAUGCGAAAUUGGGAUAUGUAGACUUCACUAUGGCAUGGAGUUGUUGACAUGCCAUUUGCACAGAGCUUGUUCUAGUUUUGUAAAAGGACACAUCGUGUUCAGAUGGCUAUCAAGAAUUUAUUUGGUUAAUAUAUAUAGUACAUUUGUUAUAUUUACUAUGUGUACCAAAAGUAUGCAAUCUAACCAGAAAUCUAUAUGAGAAAGGCUAGUUUGCUAAGUCAUUGCACAUAUUUAGAGCAUCUUUAUAUUCCUGCUGUUAAGAUUGUCACAGCACUUUCAAGUAGCAGUUUACAGUGAGAGUAGUUUACUCAAUAAUUUGAAAUUUAUUGUGUGAGCUUUAAGCAUGACGAGCUUCAUUUUAUUGUGCCUGUCAUUGCAUGUUUACAGGCACUGCAAAUGAGAAAAACCUGUCUCAGGAUCAACUACUUAAGUCUUCUUCUACACAAAGAUGUGAGGAAACUUGUGUGUGCAUUCUAUGAAGAUUUCACAAAAAUUUAUUCUUGUGAAAGGGGAUGUUUGUGAAGAACAAGCAAAAUGUCAUACCGGUUAGGACAUAAUGGCAAUACUUCCUUGUUUAACUUUUAAACUUGUUGCACAGUUUUAAUGAAAAGUAACUAUUUUAGUUCUAUAGGUGGAAAGUGUGCAUUGUUUACUAGAUAUUUAGUGUUUUAUGCUUUAUAAUCUUCAGCGCUUCUCUUCCAGUGGCAUUUUUUUACAUUCCCAAGAAUGAUGUUAGUCAUUCAUUGCUAGUCUGGAGUUAUUCUCAAAAAAGUUUCAAUGACAUAUUAGACCCAAGAGUAUUUUGUUUUAGAUAGACGUGUGUGUCAUUAAUGUGUGUACCCUGUCAAUGAUUAAGAAGUUUAGUAGUUUCUUUUGCGGCCCUUUACCAAAUAAAGCGCUCAAAAAUGUCUUUCAUGCAGGAAAUGCUUUUGCAAAAAUAAAUGUGUUGUCAGUCGCCUUCUU